AUGGUUGGACACAACGGCCAUUCCAAUGGCGCCGAGAGCCCUCUCGCCCAGGUUGAACAGGUUGUAAAGGCAUCGCUGAGACCCUUGCCCACCGAGACCGGUGAUGGCACUUAUGUCAAGGGUAACACGGCCACUGGUUUGGCCCAGGAUCUGAGCCAUGUCGACCUCAAGGAUGUCAAGACGCUGGCCGAGGUCGCCAAGAGCGCCAUUACUGGCGACCCCAUUAACGAUCGGGAGUACAUUAUGGAGCGAGUGAUUCAGCUCGCGGCAGGCUUGCCCUCUACUUCCAAGAAUGGAAAGGACUUGACGAAUACUUUCCUGAGUACACUCUGGAAUGAUCUACAGCACCCGCCUACUUCGUAUCUUGGACGGGACUCUGCAUAUCGGAAAGCAGAUGGAUCGGGCAAUAACCCUUUUUGGCCUAAUAUUGGUGCCGCUGGUACCCCUUAUGCACGAUCUGUCCGACCACAGACGAUGCAGCCUGGUGCUCUUCCUGAGCCGGAGACCCUCUUUGAUAGUCUCCUAGCUCGGAAGGAGUUCAAGGAACACCCCAACAAAAUUUCCAGUGUACUUUUCUAUCUUGCAUCUAUUAUCAUUCAUGAUCUUUUUCAAACGAACCCCAGAGAUCAAACAGUAUCCUUGACCUCGUCUUAUCUGGACCUUGGUCCACUUUACGGAAAUAACCAAGAUGAGCAGAAUGCUGUGAGGACGUUCAAGGAUGGAAAGCUCAAGCCAGAUUGCUUCUCCACCAAGCGAGUCCUAGGAUUCCCACCUGGCGUUGGUGUCCUGCUGAUUAUGUUCAAUCGUUUCCACAACUACGUCGCCGAGCAACUCGCACAGAUCAACGAGGGUGGUCGUUUCACGAAGCCAGACGAGUCAAACACCAAGGCUUAUGCCACCUGGGAUAACGAUCUCUUCCAAACGGCACGCCUGGUUACUUGCGGUCUCUAUGUCAACAUCAUCUUGAAAGAUUAUGUUCGAACCAUUCUGAACCUGAACAGGACUGAUAGCACUUGGAGCUUGGAUCCUCGUGCAGAGAUGAAGGAUGGCCUUCUCAGUGAUGCAGCUAAGCAGGCUACAGGAAACCAGGUCUCGGCCGAGUUCAACCUUGUCUACCGCUGGCACUCCUGUAUCUCUGCUCGUGACCAGAAAUGGUCCGAGGAUUUGUAUAGGGAGCUGUUUGUGGGCCAGGAUCCGAACAAGAUUACCCUCCAGCAGUUCACCAUGGGUCUUGGAAAAUGGGAGGCGACACUGCCCGAGGACCCUGUGGCGCGUCCAUUUGCUAAGUUGCAGCGCCAGGCUGAUGGUCGCUUCAAUGACGAUGAUUUGGUCCGGAUCUUUGAAGAGAGUGUGGAAGAUGUUGCUGGAGCCUUUGGCGCCUCAAACGUCCCAACUGUCUUCCGUACGAUUGAGGUCCUUGGCAUCAAGCAGGCGCGGUCUUGGAACCUUGCUACGCUCAAUGAGUUCCGGACAUUCUUCAGCUUGCAGCCUUACAAGACCUUUGAGGAAAUCAACUCGGAUCCCUAUAUUGCCGAUCAGCUGAGACAUCUCUAUGAUCAUCCGGAUCUGGUUGAGCUCUACCCAGGUCUGAUUGUUGAAGAUGCUAAAGAUCCAAUGCUCCCAGGAAGUGGCCUGUGUGCCAACUACACCACUUCAAGAGCCAUUCUCUCGGAUGCAGUUACACUUGUUCGUGGAGACCGCUUCUAUACCGUUGACUACACUCCCAAGCAUUUGACGAACUGGGCCUACAACGAAAUUAACUAUGAUGUGAAUGUCGAUCAGGGCGCAGUCUUCUAUAAGCUGGUCCUGAGAGCAUUCCCCAACCACUUCCGCGGAGACUCGGUCUACGCACACUUCCCAAUGGUUGUGCCUCAUGAGAACAAGAAGAUCCUGACCAGCCUCGGAAAAGGUGAAGUCUACAGCUUCGAUCGGCCCAGUUACACGCCUCCGCCCAGAAUGAUCAACUCCCACGCCGCUUGCAUGUCGAUCCUCGCGGACAAGGAGACUUUCGGUGUGACCUGGGCCAAGAAGCUUGAGUUUAUCUUGAGCCGUGAUGGCCACACGUACGGCCGGGACUUUAUGCUGUCAGGCGACCGCCCAGAAAACACCCAGUCCCGCAAGAUGAUUGGCAAUGCUCUAUACCGGGAUAAGUGGAAGUCGGAGGUCCGCUCGUUCUACGAGGAAAUCACUUUGCAGCUCCUGCAGAGGAAAUCCUACAAGAUUGCCGGCGUUAACCAGGUCGAUAUUGUCCGCGAUGUGUCCAACUUGGCUCAGAUCCACUUCUGUGCUCACAUUUUCUCCCUCUCGUUGAAGACGGAUGCGAAUCCUCGUGGUGUGUUUACUGAGCAGGAGUUGUACCAGAUCAUGGCCUUGGUUUUCACCUGCAUCUUCUACGAUGUCGAGGUUACGAAGUCCUUCCAGCUGGAGCAGGCCUCUCGCAAGGUUGCCCAACAGCUGGGUGACUUGGUCAUGGCUAAUGUUGAGCUCGUUGACAAGGCUGGUUUCAUCGCCGAUAUUGUAAACCGUCUUCACCGUCACGAUUCUCUGACCGAUUAUGGUGUCCACAUGAUCCAGCGCUUGCUGGAUAGCGGGCUCCCAGCGAAGGAGAUUGUCUGGACUCAUAUUCUCCCAUCGGCCAGUUCCAUGGUCGCGAAUCAGGCUCAGCUGUUCAUCCAGUGUUUGGACUUCUACUUGGAGCCGGAGAAUGCUCAUCACCUUGCUGAGAUCCAACGCCUAUCGAAGGAAGAUACUCCGGAAUCUGAGGAGCUACUGUUGCGAUACUUCAUGGAAGGUGGCCGUAUUCGAUCAUCGGUCGCACUGCCACGCGAAGUCACCAAGCCAACUGUCAUCGAAGACAAUGGCGAGAAAGUUACCCUGAAAGCUGGUCAAGAUAUCUUCGUCAACCUGGUCGCCGCAAGCCUUGACCCCAAGGCAUGGCCAGACCCGGAACAGGUCCGUCUGGACCGUGACUUGAGUCAAUACUCCCACUUUGGCUUUGGCCCACACCAGUGUCUCGGCCUCGGUGUGUGCCAGGUCGCACUGCCCACUAUGCUGCGGGUUGUAGGACAGCUGGAGAAUCUUCGUCGUGCGCCGGGACCACAGGGUCAACUGAAGAAGUUGCCUGCUCUGGGAGGUCUGACUAUGUAUAUGGAUGCUGAGCAUAGUAUGAUCUCGCCGUACCCUUCGACUAUGAAGAUUCAGUGGGAUGGGGAGCUGCCUAGAGUGGCAGGCAAAUAA
Molecule: messenger RNA, 3237 nt
Organism: Penicillium cataractarum
Lineage: Eukaryota; Fungi; Ascomycota; Eurotiomycetes; Eurotiales; Aspergillaceae
Product: peroxidase/cytochrome P450 family protein
Exons: 7
Coding region: 1-3237 (1078 amino acids)
Biological process (GO): response to oxidative stress
Molecular function (GO): peroxidase activity; heme binding; monooxygenase activity
Source: RefSeq, a predicted model, not a curated record